This is a messenger RNA of Acipenser ruthenus (sterlet), 6464 nucleotides long. RefSeq names its product transient receptor potential cation channel, subfamily N, member 1 (gene trpn1). Gene Ontology annotation, biological process: GPI anchor biosynthetic process; calcium ion transmembrane transport. Gene Ontology annotation, cellular component: membrane; glycosylphosphatidylinositol-N-acetylglucosaminyltransferase (GPI-GnT) complex. Bases 276 to 5246 code for a protein of 1656 amino acids. NCBI's taxonomy places the organism in Eukaryota, Metazoa, Chordata, Actinopteri, Acipenseriformes, Acipenseridae. The transcript has 29 exons. Gene Ontology annotation, molecular function: calcium channel activity; protein binding. The record is from RefSeq and is a predicted model, not a curated record.
AAAUAGUGAAAUGAACGGCUAGCUCUCCAGUCUUACCUCCCACCAGGACAGUGGAAUUGACAUUAAUCACCGAGGGAAUUAGCGGGUGGAAGGAAACGAACUAUCUUUAAACUCAUUUGAAACUCUAAAACACAGUAUACCAACAGUAACUGGCUGACAGAUAACGUGAAAACAAAAGACAUUUAUUCCGAUGGGGAUGAUGUUUAAAACAGAGACAUCUGAAGGUUUCUUUCUCUCCAAAACGGAGUGAAAACAAACAAACAAACAAACAAACCAUGUCAGAAAGCAGCUCCGUGAGUUGUGGAUCCACUGUGACUUCAAGUGAUCGAGUGCUUUUACUGGCGAGCAGGGGAGAAUGGAUCGCGCUCGAGCAGACACUUAAAGGUAUUGAAAAGGGAGACCCUGCAAUCUCACACAUUGAUGAAGAGUCAGGUUUGACCCUGUUGAUGAUUGCAGUCAAAGAGAACAGGCUGUCGAUAGUGGAGAGAUUGCUGGAGCUAGGAGUGAACCUAACCGAUCGAACAAAGGAUGGCAGGACUGCUCUCCAUGUGGCUGCAGCUCAUUCCAAAGAUGAAAUCGUCAAACUGUUGGUAAAGAGAACGGAUCCGAAUGUACCUGGAGGGCCCAAAGAGCAGUUACCACUGCACUAUGCAGCCGCUCGCCCCACAGGUGCCCAGAAUGUCAUCCAGACGUUACUCAAGUUCUCCCAUAAAGAUGCUCGUCUGGUCCAAGACAAGGAUGGCUGCAUCCCCCUGUUUUUGUCGGUUGAAGCUGGGAAUAUCGCAGUCUGUAAAGAACUUGUUGGAGUAAUGACUGAGGCACAGCUCAGGGCACAGAAGAAGGGCAGUGGGGAUGCUGCUCUCCAUGUGUGCUGCAGACGGAAGGAUACAGACCUGGCGAAACUGCUGGUGGAAUACGGAGCCUGUGUGGAUUUCCAAAACGAGGAAGGACAGACUCCUCUGCAUGUGGCUGCCUGGGAAGGGGAUGAAUCCAUGCUGAAAUAUUUCUACCAGUGUAAAGCCAAUCCCAACAUUGCAGACAAGCUGGACAGAUCUCCUCUGCACAUUGCAGCUGAAAGAGGCAACACCAACGUGGUGGAAGUCCUGACAGAGAAGUUCAAGUCCAAUGUUCUGGGCAGGACAAAGGAUGGCAGCACUCUGAUGCACAUCUCCUCUCAGUGCGGGCAUCCUGAAACAGCACUGGCUUUCCUGAAAAAAGGUGUUCCUUUGCACAUGCCCAACAAGUCUGGAGCAGUCUGUCUGCACGCAGCGGCUAUGAGAGGCCACACGGCAGUGGUGAAGGCUUUGCUCCUGAAGGGGGCCCAUGUAGACACCACCACCAAGGACAGCUACAGCGCUCUGCACAUCGCAGUGCAGCACUGCAAGCCUCUGGUGGUACAGACUCUACUGGGCUUCGGGGCUCAGGUACAGCUCAAAGGGGGCAAGGCGAGGGAGACGCCACUGCACAUCGCUGCCCGAGUGAAGGAGGGGGAGAAGGUGGCAGAGAUGCUGCUGAAGAGCGGGGCUGACGUCAAUGCAGAGCAGGAGAACGGAGAGACAGCCAUGCACAUUGCUGCUCGCCACGGCAGCCUCAGCAUGCUGCAAGCUCUGAUUGAGGAGGGAGGAGAUCUGACGUGCCAGUCUAAGGCUGGGGAGAACCCACUCCACAUUGCAGUGCGCCACUGCCAUGCUCCCGUUGUAGAGGAGAUACUCCGCUAUCUGGCCACCGAGAAGAGUCAGACUGAGGCCACUGUGUGCGUCAGCCAGGAGAACACGGAAGGGGAGACCCCGUUGCACCUGGCGGCUGAGAUAAAGAAGGAUAUGAUCCACUUUGAAGAGGAGGACACCAAGAUCAUCCGAAUCCUCAUGGAGUACGACAUUGACAUCACUGCAGCAACCAGACUGACCUGUGAGACUCCCCUGCACUACUGCGCCCGGGUGGGGAACACUGACGUGCUUCUGGAGAUUUUGAAGAAUUUUAACACCAACCAGCUGCAGCAAGCCAUCAACAAGCAUGCCAAGAAUGGCUGGUCUUCAUUAUUGCUGGCUGCAGAGAGAGGUCACACAGAGAUGGUCAGGAUCCUGCUGCAGAAUCACGCUCGCGUGGACGUCUUUGAUGAACAUGGCAAGGCAGCACUCCACCUGGCUGCAGGGAACGGUCACGAGGAGAUCGCGGAUAUCUUGCUGUCUCAUAAGGCCUUUGUCAACGCCAAGACCAAGCUGGGACUGACACCCCUGCACCUGGGAGCACAGAACGGGUACUGCAGGCUGGUGAAGCUGCUGGUGGAGACUCACAUGGCCAGCAUCGACGCACUCUCCUUGACUAAACGCACCCCACUACACCUGGCGGCGCUCCACGGGCAGCUGGACGUAUGCUGCAGUUUACUGAACAUGAAGGCAGAUGUUAAUGCCACGGACAUCCAUGGGCAGACCCCCCUCCACCUGGCUGCAGAAAAUGACCACUCGGAGGUGGUGAAGCUUUUCCUGAAGCACCGCCCGGAGCUGGCCACCUCUGCCAAUGUGGAAGGAGCCACGUGCGCCCACAUCGCAGCAUCAAAGGGCAGCGUGGCUGUUAUCAAGGAGCUUCUCAAGUUCAGCAAAGUCGGGGUGACCUCUGCUCGUAAUCAGACUAAUGAUUCCAGCCCCUUGCUCCUGGCAGCCGCUGGAGGUCACUCAGAGGUUGUGAAGGUUUUACUGGAGGCUGGCGCUUCAGCUGCAGAAGAGAAUGCUGAGGGGAUGACUGCUAUCCAUUUAUCUGCUAAGAACGGGCACAUAAAUGUCCUGGAUGCUCUUAAAGGGAGUGUGUCCUUUAAAAUAACUAGCACUAAAACCGGACUGACUGCGCUCCACGUGGCAGCCAGUUUCGGGCAGGUGGACUUUGUGAGGGAGAUCCUGAGCAGGGUGCCAGCAACGAUGCAGAGCGAGCCCCCCCGGAGCGCAGUCGAGGGGCAGAGGAUCCGAGAGCAGCCCAGCGAGUCAGGGUUUACCCCCCUGCAUCUCGCUGCCCAGUCAGGACAUGAGAGCCUAGUGAGGCUUCUACUCAACUACCCCGGGGUGCAGGCUGACGCAGAGACUAACCUACAUGGCUCCACUCCUCUGCACCUGGCAGCUCAGAACGGGCACACUGCAGUGGUGGGGCUGCUCCUCAGCAAGUCCACCUCCCAGCUGCACCUCAAGGACAGACGCGGGCGCACCUGCCUCCACCUGGCUGCUGCCAACGGGCACCAUGAGAUGGUCAGGGGGCUGCUGGGCCAGGGGGCUGAGAUCAAUGACACAGACAAGAAUGGCUGGACUCCGCUCCACUUCGCGUCCAAGUCGGGGUUCCUGGAGACGGUGCGGUUCCUGGUUGAGAGCGGGGCGUCUGUGAAGCUCGAGUGCAAGGAGGGGCGGACCCCGAUUCAGUACGCUGCCGAGGAGAACCACCAGGGAACUGUGAGCUUCCUGCUCCGGAGAAACCACAACACUCUGAACCUGGUCGAGGACAGGAAGUUUAUUUUCGAUCUAAUGGUCUGCGGGAAGCUGAACAGCGACAAGGUGAUUGAGGAGUUUGUGCUCCACUCCAGAGCUCCCCUGGACACAGCGGUCAAGCUUUCCCGGGCAUUCAGCCUCACUGCCCUGAAAGAGAAGGAGCGCUCCAUGGACCUACUCAACGCUGCCAAGUACUGCGAGGGCAUGGCCACCGAACUCCUUACCAUCGCCUCUGGAGGCAAGAGCGCCGGCUGCAUCCUGCGUGCAGUGGACCACCGGAGAACUCCCAUGCUGGACUGCCUGAUUGAGAGUCAGCAGAAGGACGUGGUGGCCCACCCAGCUGUGCAGAAGUACCUGACGGAGGUCUGGUAUGGAAACCUGAAGUGGGCGCCGUGGAAGAUAGUGCUCCUGUUCUUCUGCUUCCUGCUCUGCCCUGUGGUCUGGCUGGUCUUCUCCCUUCCCCUGAAGCACAGGUUCAACAAGAUCCCCAUCAUGAAGUUCAUGAGCCACCUGGUGUCCCACAUGUUCCUCUUGAUACUCUUCAUUCUGACCAUUGUCUACCCUCCCAUCAGCCCUAUCUACCUGGGGAAGUUGCUGCCUGCUUGGAAUGAGUGGCUGCUCCUGGCCUGGCUCUCUGGGAUUCUAGUCUCUGAGCUGACCCACCCAGGUGAAAGGAUUGGCUUGGCUUGGAUCCGAGUCCUGGUCCUGGGUUUCUCUGCCAUCGCUUUCUUCUGUCACCUGCUGGCCUUUGCCUUCCAGUCGUCUGACCGCCUGCACUGCCUGUUUGCCCGCAACAUCUUCUUAGCUGUCGCCAUGACCCUCAGCUUUGUGCAGUUCCUUGAGUUUCUGACUUUCCACCACCUCUUUGGACCUUGGGCCAUCAUUAUCAGGGACCUCAUAAAGGACCUGGCCCGAUUUGCAGUCAUCCUCGUGCUGUUCCACACGGCCUUUACCAUGAAUCUCUCUGUUGUCUAUCAGCCGGUUUACCCCGAGGACACACAGUCUGGCAAUAGCACAGGGGGUGAGAGCACUGAGAUCCAGACCCCUUUGGAGAUAUCCAUCAAGCUCUUCUUCGCGCUCUUUGGCCUCGUUGACCCAGAAGCCAUGCCCAAGCUUAGUCGGACACCAGCGUUCACGAAUGUCAUCAGCAAUUUUUUUUACGGUAUGUAUUUGGUGGUUACCGUCAUCGUGCUGAUCAACCUUCUGAUUGCCAUGAUGAGCGACACCUACCAGCGAAUCCAGGCGCAGUCAGAUACAGAGUGGAAGUUUGGGAGGGCCAUGCUCAUCCGGGAUAUGAACCGGAAGUCAGGCACGCCAUCCCCGUUCAACCUCUUUACCAACCUCUUCUUCUACUUCAAGAUGCUCUUCAAACAUGACGGUAAGAUCUGCUCCUCUGAUGGGAGGGACCUGAUGACAGAGGAGCAGGAGCUGGAUGUCUACACAGAUACCCGCUCCUUAGAUAUGCUGGCACACACCUCUGUGGACUGGAUACGCACCACUAACAAGAGGACCCAGAUCUCCCCAGAAGGAGGAUUGGUAAGACAUUCCAGACAGAGUGGACUCAUACAUAUCGAUGAGGUGACUGACUGGCAGAGUGUGGCACUUCGUUACUUAGCAAUGAAGGGGCAGACUGAUGGGACACUGCUGGAUAAAGACUCAUUUCCCUAUGAGGAGACCAUGAGGGCAGAGCACUUCAGAGCUGCAUCCACUGUAAAGAGCAAGUGCUUAAAUGAGACUCCGAGGCAGCAACUGCUAAUAUUCUUUACUAAGCGUGUUUAAAAUGCUAACAACACAGUGGCCCCUGGACCCCUGCAAAUGGAUUGCUCCUAUGUCUUGUAAAUUAAAAUUGGAUUUAAAAUGAAUAAAUAAAUGUUACUCUGCUUGUCGAUUUAACUACGGAAAUCAUUGAACAUUGCAACUGUACCACCUAAAUCCUUCCUGUGAUUCAUAGUUAGUUAUGAAAAUGAAAUAAUUGCUACAGGGUUAGUCCCUUUAAAAAUGUACUGUAGCAUAUCAUGGUACAAACUUAGCAAAGUGUAUCACCACAGCAUAGUAAAGCACAGUAAAAGUGUGGUAAAGCACAGAUAAGUGACGUAAAGCUUUGUAAGAAAAAAUAACAGGCUUGAGCAUGAUACAGCAUGUUAAAAGCAUACAGCAGUGUAUUCAUUGUUACUAUGAGGGGGGACUUGCUAUGGAACACUCCUACAAAGGCAGAUGCUGUACUAGAAGUAGUAUUAACCCUUGUACAAUGGAUAUCAUCUCCUACUUUAUUGUGUAAACUCAUUUGGUUUUCUUUAUAUUUUAUUUAACUACUCAAUUGAUUUUUAUUUUUUAUGGAGAAUAAAAGUAUAUAUUCUUUACAAAUGUGUGUUUUUUGUUUAUGAAUGAAAGGACAGAUUUUACAUUUUGUUCAAACCUGUAAAGGUGCUCUCUUUAUUUAAGACAUGGAUUGUUCUAUAGACUUGUUUUUCAAAAGUUACCAAGAAGUGUAUAUGUUUUUAAACAUGUACGUUUUUCUUUGCACAUAGACAGCUUAUUGUGCUGAAAAUUAGCAUUAUAUUAUUGCAUGCAAAUGAAAGAAUGAAAGGGGAGUGGUGUAUUCUGUCUGUAUUUAAAUGUUUGCUCCAGUUACACUUGUACAAAAUUUUGCCGUUGGGCCUGCUUUUAUAUUAGGAAGCAUUAGCACCAUCUAGUGCUCAGCUGUGUACUGUCAGCAAUACAAGAGGAAAAUACCUGGUCACUUAGAUGGUGCUGCCGGAACUCUGUCCUCUAUAAAGACACUGUGACUGAUCAAGCCCAUGUUACUUUCAUGCAGGCAGCUAGAACUGAAGAGCAGCUGCUGAACUCGGGUGAAAGCACAUGCAAGAGCAGCUGCUGAACUCGGGUGAAAGCACAUGCAAGAGCAGCUGCUGAACUCGGGUGAAAGCACAUGCAAGAGCAGCUGCUGAACUCGGGUGAAAGCACAUGCAAUAGCAGCUGCUGCUCAGGUGAAAGCAC